Nanorana parkeri is the source of this 1255-nucleotide messenger RNA. It is a transcript of the gene RND2, whose product is annotated as Rho family GTPase 2. Gene Ontology annotation, molecular function: GTPase activity; GTP binding. Gene Ontology annotation, biological process: small GTPase-mediated signal transduction. The record is from RefSeq and is a predicted model, not a curated record. Lineage: Eukaryota; Metazoa; Chordata; Amphibia; Anura; Dicroglossidae. The transcript is spliced from 5 exons. The coding region runs from base 101 to 862 and encodes 253 amino acids.
GCCUUGGUAGAGGCGUCAAUGCGAAGUUGCCAGGUCCGGGGCUCCGUUGUCCGGGUUGUGCAGUAAGGAAGAGAUGUUGGGAGGCUAAGGAUCGCAAUAUAUGUGUGGACUGGACCGGGGGGAUCUGUUCCACUGGCCUGGGGAGCUCUCCAUGUCGGGGGCCAGGUCUGAGGACACCAUGGACAAACAGAUGGCUCGCUGCAAGAUAGUGGUGGUCGGUGAUACGCAGUGUGGAAAGACAGCUCUGCUCCACGUCUUCGCUAAGGACUGCUAUCCAGAGAACUAUGUCGCCACGGUGUUUGAGAACUACACAGCCAGCUUUGAGAUUGACAAGCAGAGGAUUGAGCUCAACAUGUGGGACACAUCUGGUUCAGCAUAUUAUGAUAAUGUCCGUCCCCUGGCAUACCCAGAAUCUGACGCUGUACUUAUUUGUUUCGAUAUAAGCCGGCCAGAAACUUUGGACAGUGUAUUAAAAAAGUGGCAAGGAGAGACUCAGGAGUUCUGCCCAAGUGCCAAAAUUAUUCUAGUAGGCUGUAAACUUGACAUGAGGACAGAUCUGAAUACUCUGCGAGAGCUUUCCAAACAAAGACUUAUUCCUGUUACACAUGAACAGGGUAGUACCCAGGCCCGACAAAUUGGAGCAGUGGCCUAUGUAGAAUGUUCCUCCAAGGUGUCCGAGAACAGCGUGAGGGAUGUCUUUCACGUCACCACUUUGGCCUCUGUUAACCGAAUCCACAAGAACCUUAAACGGAGCAACUCCAAGAGAGGACUGAAGCGUGUAUCGCAGCUACCUGGACGGACUGAACUGUUAAACGAAACAGAGAUGCGCAAGGACCGUGCCAAGAGCUGUUCUAUCAUGUGAAAGUGUUCCUGUCUGCUGUAAACAAACAAAAAAAGUGUGUGGAGGUUAAACUUUGCACCGAGUAACAGGCACCCAGCAGACAUAAAUGGCAGGUUUUGCUUUGCCCAGUGUUGCGUAAUCAUAGCUAGUCUCUGGACGAUGCCAUUUACAGCUAAUUCCCGAUUACAUAGAGAAAUAAUAGAUGACAAAUGCAAAUCAGUGACAUAUAAACAAAUUAACACAAAACGCGCAUUCAGAGUUUGCUUUUUGUCCUGCUGAUUCCGUCCUCAUAAUUGUAUUUAUAUGUGAACACAGCUCACGCCCAUUGUACAGAAUUAAAUGAAGGCACCUCUGUAAAGCCUGUUUAACGUGUGUAUAUAUGUAUGUAUGUUUAUAUGUAUAUAUACACACAGU